AUGAUGACGCAAUGGGAACAAACGUGGGCAGCCGCGGCAAAGAACGACAACAUCCUAGGUAACAUAUCACCAGGACAUAAACCCACAAGAUUUGACCUACAGCGAAAUCUGUGGUGCACACUUAAUAGAAUACGAACUUCGCACGGUAGAUGUGCAGAUUCCUUGCACAAAUGGGGCAUGAGAGACUCACCAGAAUGUGACUGUGGAGCAGAGAAGCAGACCAUGUAUCAUAUAACUUUUGUAUAUCCUAUCCACGCCUACCAAGGUCCCAGAAUCGACUGCCUCACAACCCCUCCAAAAUGUAUUAAAUGCCUGGAGGAACUAAAACUAGAUCUCUAA
Molecule: messenger RNA, 339 nt
Organism: Macrosiphum euphorbiae (potato aphid)
Lineage: Eukaryota; Metazoa; Arthropoda; Insecta; Hemiptera; Aphididae
Source: the annotation of a GenBank genome assembly